GGAGCGCACGGGAGCACAUCAUUUGUCCAAACCGCCAGUUGACUCAAAUAUCGCGUUCUGACCACCUCAGUCAAACUCCGCCACAAAGUCUGUGAAACAGCCGCAUCUCCACGUCCGAGUCAUUUCUAUUUGCUCUUUUAAAAGGCCAUGCCACUGCUAUAGCCCGGCGCAUCAACCGUCGUCUCUGCCGUCGCUUCUCAACAUCCCCGAGCCUACCUUCCUACCAACGACAUGGCAGUGUGCGCCGCCGUCAGAACAGCCUUCCGCAGGCAGAUCCAGAACCUCGAAAAGUUCCGACAACGCCGACCACACUCCUCGAAAGUCAAUGGAGCGAAACCAAUUCAGAGCGCGCAGCAACAAGCUCCGAUCACACCGCCCGCGAAGAUCCAACCUCCGCCUCUCUGGCUCAGGCUCGGGCCGUUGACGAGAGCAGCUCAGGCGUACGGACGAACGCACCAGAAGCGCCCAUAUACGACACAGAUAUUGACCUCGCUGUUUAUCUUCCUGUGCGGCGACAUCUCGGCGCAAAGCAUUGGUGGGGACGAACAUGACUUCGGGCGGACGGCGCGAGCGCUAUUCAUCGGUGGAACAUCGUCGGUGCCAUCAUAUCUUUGGGUGGUUUACCUGUCGAACAGCUUCAACUUUGCGUCGCGAGCUCUCUCGAUAGCAGCGAGAGUUGUCGUUAACCAAAUCGUGUUUGCGCCACUGUUCAAUACGUACUUCUUUGGCACACAGGCUGUGUUGUCUGGGGCGUCGCCUUCCGAGAUAUGGGAGCGCCUUGUGAAGACUGUCCCACCGAGCAUCGCGAAUUCCGUCAAGCUAUGGCCGGCUGUUAUGGCCAUCAACUUCGCCUUCGUACCUCUGCCAUUCCGUUCCAUGUUCAGCGGGACUGUGGCGGUGGGCUGGCAAACGUAUCUGAGCUGGCUGAACAAGAAGGCCGAGGAGAGCAUCGCGGCGGAAGCAGAAGCAGCAGCAGUAGCAACAGUGGGGAAAGUAGAAGAGGUUGCUGCGUCGGCUAUGGCCAAAGCCGCGGCGUGA
Podospora pseudopauciseta is the source of this 1038-nucleotide messenger RNA. RefSeq lists its product as uncharacterized. Bases 232 to 1038 code for a protein of 268 amino acids. The transcript has 2 exons. NCBI's taxonomy places the organism in Eukaryota, Fungi, Ascomycota, Sordariomycetes, Sordariales, Podosporaceae. Gene Ontology annotation, cellular component: cytoplasm; mitochondrion; membrane. The record is from RefSeq and is a predicted model, not a curated record.